Varanus komodoensis (Komodo dragon) is the source of this 1921-nucleotide messenger RNA. It is a transcript of the gene CSKMT, whose product is annotated as citrate synthase lysine methyltransferase. Lineage: Eukaryota; Metazoa; Chordata; Lepidosauria; Squamata; Varanidae. The coding region runs from base 1 to 858 and encodes 285 amino acids. The transcript has 2 exons. The record is from RefSeq and is a predicted model, not a curated record.
AUGGCGAUGGCGGCGGCGGCGGCGGCGGGAGCGGCGAUCGUCAGGGGGCGCAAGGGCCCCCCGCGGUUUUGGGGCGCCCCGGGGCGCUCCUGGCAGCCCUUGGCCGCCGCCUUUUCCUCCCGGCCUGGCGGAGCCCCCGGGGGCUCGGGGCCCCCUCCGAUCCAAGCUGCACCCCUCGCAGACAACCUGCUCUGCCAGAUGGACCAGCGGGACACCUGGGACCGCUUCUACGCCGCCAAGGGAGACGGGGCGGCCGGGCCCCGCCAUUUCGAGUGGUUCUUCGGCUACCGAGAGAUCGCCGGGCUCUUGCUGACUCACCUCCAGGGCCUGCCCCCCGGCCCGGCCCGGGUGCUGGACGUCGGCUGCGGCACCUCCGGCUUGGGCCUGGGGCUGCUCCGCGACUGCCCCCGCCGGCUGCGCGUCUCGUGCCUGGACUUCUCGCCGCCGGCCGUCGCCACGCUGCGGCGGCUCCUGCGGGAGAGCCCCCCGCCCCGGCACCCCCUCUCCCGGCUGCGGUGCCACGUGGCCGACGCCACCCGCCUGGCGGGCGCCUUCCCCCCGCGGUCCUUCCACCUGGUCCUGGACAAGGGGACCUGCGACGCGCUGCUGCGCGGCCCCCGGGGGCCGGGCCGGGCCGGGGGCCUGGUGGCGGCCUGCCUGGCCCUGCUGAGGCCCGAAGGCCGCCUGCUGCAGUUCUCCGACGAGGACCCGGACGCCCGGGCGCCCUUCCUGGAGCGGGCGGGGGGGGUGCCCGUCGCCGUGCAGGAGGUGGGCUGCUUCGGCGGCAUCCGGUACUACGCCUACAUCCUCGGCCCGCGAGCCCCGGACCCGCCGGCCGUUUGUGGGGCCGACGGGUAGAAGAGGGGUGCGGAACGGAGCCGCACUCGGAUGCCGCCCAGACGUGCUGGACCGCCCCCCAUCACCCCCAGUCGGUGUCCCCGCUUCUCCCUCCAGCACCCCUGAAAGAGUGGGGCAGGGACAAGCUAGAGGAUGGCUCCUGUGCCCGUAACUCGCCGGGAAGGCCGGCUUAAGCGGGGCCCGGCUAGGGGAAGGCCGGUGGGGUGGCGUCACCGGGGCAGAGGAGGACCACGCGGCCCCAGAGGGGCAGAUGCCGCGGUGAGAUCCACACGCAGCUCCUGCCGCCGGGUAAAUGCUGCCAAAAUUCCCCAAGAAGGGGCAGGGGAAAGCGGCUUUUGUGCCAGGGAAAUGGCUGUGCCGGUUAAAUUCACAGCUCGUCUUGUCGCCGGACGGACUUGCACCGGUCGUGAGGAGGACCGAGAGCCCUGGGAGCCGGGAAAAAGUUGGCAUGAGGGUAGCCAUGGCGGGCACCUCUCGGGGACCCCCUGCCCAGAACUGUGCCCCCUUCCAUAUUUAAAUCUGCCCGUUCACCUCCGGACGCGACGGUGGAGCCGAGCGCCUGCCCGCUGCCCGUUUGCUCCUGGCUCUCCGAUGGCCGAGAAAGCAAAGCAGGGCUGCGAUGAGACAGAGGAACAACAAAGGCAAAUGCAUCACCACGCUUAAAUGAACUCUCCGGGGAGCAGGUUUUCUUGACCCCCCCCCCAAAACCUGCACCCUGCUUUGUCACGGAGCUUGUGCCCCAGCUAGAGUAAACUCUAUCCUACACCUCUUCUGGCUUGGUGGCGCGUUUGUGAUCUCUUCACAGUCUUAAGGACUAGAAACUUGUUUUGGUGUUAUUUCUCAUGGAAGCUUAAGUGCCCGUCACACUGCAGUGUACCCAUGCGCAUGCACCCAAGCGUGAAGCCGUGCCACCGAAAGAAAUAGUACGCCACCAAAGGAGCCGUCUCCCCGCAGAAGAAUCACAUUGGGUGCACAGUGAAAGCUUUUUAUUCCUGAGUUGUGGACAAGGUUUUGUGAACGCCGAGCUAAUAUUCUGCUAAAAAAUAGGUGCCAUUUAGCGUGA